AACCCCUCAGCCAAGCGCGGGGCGGAGCCGCUCUCGCAACCAUCAUGGCGGAUCGGGUCGCGCAGCUCCAGGCCGACGGCAUCGUGAAGCGGGUGAUUCGGCAGGUGCAGGGCCCGCUGCCGGAGUUCCGGGACGGCACCAAGGCUACCUUCCACUACCGCACACUGCUGAGCCAGGGGGAGGGCCAGGACCGUCUGUUGGAUGACAGCCGCACCCAUGACAAGCCCAUGGAGCUCAUCAUUGGCAAGAAGUUCAAGCUGCCCGUCUGGGAGACUGUCCUGUGCACCAUGCGGGAGGGCGAGCGAGCUGAGUUCUUGUGUGACACCAAGCACGUGUUGCUGUAUCCAAUGGUGUCAAAGAGUCUGCGCAACAUCGCAGCAGGGAAAGACCCCCUGGAGGGACAGCGGCACUGCUGUGGCAUAGCCCAGAUGCAUGAGCAUCACUCACUGGGAUACCCAGACCUGGAUGCCCUGCAGCAAACCCCCCAACCCCUCAUCUUCGACAUCGAGAUGAUCAAGGUGGAGGCACCUGGCUCAUACCGGCAGGACCCCUGGGCCAUGACUGACGAAGAGAAGCUGCAGGCUGUGCCAUUGAUCCAUGAGGAGGGUAAUGAGCUCUACCGGCAGGGUAAGGUGCAUGAAGCAGCUGCCAAGUACUAUGAUGCCAUCGCCUGCCUCAAGAACUUGCAGAUGAAGGAGCAACCAGGCUCUCCUGACUGGAUUGAACUAGAUCAGAAGAUCACACCCCUGCUGCUAAACUAUUGCCAGUGCAAGCUGCGGAGCCAGGAGUACUACGAGGUGCUGGACCACUGCUCCUCCAUCCUCAACAAGUACGAGGACAAUGUGAAGGCCUAUUUCAAGCGGGGCAAGGCACAUGCUGCUGUCUGGAAUGCAGCUGAGGCACAAGCUGACUUCGCCAAGGUGCUGGCUCUGGACCCGACACUGGAACCUGUGGUGGCCAAGGAGCUACACAGCCUGGAGACCCGCUUGCGCCAGAAGGACAGUGAAGACAAGGUCCGCUUCAGGGGCAUCUUCUCCCAGUAAUGCCUAUACCCAAAAGCUGCGGAGGGUCAGCGAGAGCAGACACAGUCGCAGCCUUGCCACCAAGGCAACUCCCUGCAGACCAGAGCAGAAGGAACUUUGCCGGCGAUGCCCAUCAGUCUGUCCCGCUGUCAGGGCUUGGCUUGCCCUCCCUGAGUCCAGUCUCCAUGUCCCCGCCUCUUUAUAAACUGCUAUUUAUCUGCAUGCUGCGCACACUGAACAAACUGCCAGGCCAGAGAGGGUGGUCACUAUGUUCUCCUUUCCCCUCUCUUCACCUGUCCAGAUUUGCAUCACAUUGCACAUAUCUGCAACACCCAUUCUGCCAGUAUCCCUCACUCUGACCCUCAGCCUAUUGCCACCCUACAUUGGCAUCCUUACACAGGUGCCCCUCAUGAUAGACCACAGCCAUUGCUUCCUGGUUUUGUGAACUUAUCCUUGUGCCCUGAGCUAGGGUUGGACUAGGUGUUGGACAAACCCAAAAGUGUCCCCAGUGCAUGCCGCA
Messenger RNA from Alligator mississippiensis (American alligator), 1542 nucleotides. It is a transcript of the gene AIP, whose product is annotated as aryl hydrocarbon receptor interacting protein. The transcript has 6 exons. The record is from RefSeq and is a predicted model, not a curated record. Bases 45 to 1043 code for a protein of 332 amino acids. Gene Ontology annotation, molecular function: protein binding; peptidyl-prolyl cis-trans isomerase activity. Lineage: Eukaryota; Metazoa; Chordata; Crocodylia; Alligatoridae.